This is a messenger RNA of Thlaspi arvense, 2443 nucleotides long. The record is from the annotation of a GenBank genome assembly. NCBI's taxonomy places the organism in Eukaryota, Viridiplantae, Streptophyta, Magnoliopsida, Brassicales, Brassicaceae.
UCUGCCAUAUUUAUCAACGAAUCUGCUUGACCGCUGCUUCCUUCGUCUCCGUUGAUUCUCGUGGUGCUUGCCUUCUCUGUAUCCGCAGCUAUACGAAAACCUUUUCCGAAAGAGCCUUCCUUUUCCAAGCGAGCAGUCUCGUGGCUCGGAUUUCUGUUCAAUUCAACGGAUUUGCUCAUAAUUGUUUGUUGAAUCAUGGCGGCUACCAAUGUUAUGCGGCGAGAUGAGAGCCUUCUUAUGUCGUCCCCUAGUGAUCCUCAUAGAGGGGUUUCUGAUAACGGUAAUUGUGUGUUUCCGGGAAUGAAUUUCUCAAGUGCAGGAGAUGCUUGUGUUUCUCGUGGCCUCUCGCUUGAGAAGAAAAUUGAGGCCCUCGAGAGCCUGACGGGACAAGUUAGUAACCGGAGAUCUCGGAGGUGGCUCAAUGAUCGUAUUCUGAUGGAACUUGUUCCUCGUUUAGAUGCUCAAGAAAUCAGAGGCUUGUUUGCUCCACCACCAUGGGGUGAUGAUGUCCCACCUUCUGCCUUUUCUUUGACUAAUGUUGGAGAAUGGGACAAAUUUAGAAACAUAGACAUGGACAAGGAGGCCAAGAUCAUGGAUUCCUUGAAUCGGUCAUCCAUAAGGCAGAAAGGUCGUGUGGAUGCUGAUAAAACCGCUGUUUUAAAUGCUUGGCGAAGAAUAGAGUGUAGAACAAGAGAGGCUCUUCGACGUUGCUUUUUACCGGAACUAAUCGAGGGGUAUGAGAACUGUAUAAGCCAUUUCAUCAAAGAAGGCGGUGAAGGAGACUUUCUUGAGCUCAAGGUUCAAGACCCAUUCCAUAGAUUGCUUUUGCACGGUGUUUGUGAGUACCAUAAUUUGGUGUCCACAACGGCAACAGAACAAAUAGGAAGGAAAGCAAUGAAGACAACGAGGAUCAAAUGGAAGAAGAGUGACGAUUCAGGAGAGAAACCGAGCAUCGGCCUCGCUCAUUUCCUUAGGAUGUCCAAGGAAGGAGCGUGGUAACAUCUCACAUCCACUCCUUUGUAGCUGUAACUUUUUUUAUGAAUAAAAAUGCUGCAUUGCAUUGGCCUCCUCCGGUUCUAUGCAGCGAAAGGAUUUCAAAGACUCUCUUUGCUUCUUCCUCUAUGUGGUCUUGCAAGCUUUUGUUGUAUUCUCAAUCUGUAUGCUUAAUUUAUUAUUAGAUUAAAUAGCCAACGAUAAAAAAAAAUUCAAAAAUACCAUUUAUUUAUUUUAAUUUUACGUUUACUUCAUAAUAAAAGAGUGAGCGUGCGACCAAUAAAAGAGUGAAAAGCAACAAAUCAAGCUUUGGUCAAACAAAAAUGGUGGCCAAGAAGCGAGUCAAGUACUUCGUGGUUGAUGCUUUUGCUGAUUCCGCCUUCAAGGGGAAUCCAGCUGCUGUUUGCUUUCUGGACGACGAUAAUCAGAAAGACGACGCGUGGCUUCAGUCUCUCGCCGCCGAAUUCAACUUGUCCGAGACUUGUUUCCUCACUCCGAUCACCGUCUCCGAUGAUUGCGAUUUCCCUCGCUUUCGUCUCCGUUGGUUCACUCCAGUCGCUGAGGUGGAUCUGUGUGGUCAUGCAACUUUAGCAUCUGGUCACGUUCUCUUCUCAAACGGUUUGGUUGACUCAGAAGUAGUUGAGUUCGCCACAAGAUCGGGGAUUCUAACAGCUAAACGGGUUCCACUUACCUCAGAGCUCGAAGAAUCAACCUUCUUGAUCGAACUGGAUUUCCCCGUUGUUCCAACUUGUGAAAUCGUCAGCUCCACUAGUGAUCUCUCUCUCUUCUCCAAAGCAUUAAAUGGAGCUACCAUUGUUGAUGUUAAAGCCACAGAGAAAGACCUCCUCGUUGUGCUUUCGUCGUGGGAAUCUGUUACUGAACUGCAGCCAUUAAUAGAUGAGAUAAGGAAAUGCCCUUGUGAAGGAAUGAUGGUGACCGCUGCUGCUUCUGCAGGAUCUUCAUAUGAUUUCUGUAGUCGCUACUUCGCCCCUAAUUUCGGAAUCAAUGAGGACCCUGUUACUGGAAGUGCGCAUUGUGCCUUAGCACACUACUGGAGCACCAAGAUGAACAAGUGUGAUUUCUUAGCCUACCAGGCUUCAAGCAGAGGCGGAACGCUCAAGGUUCAUAUAGACAAAGAGAAGCAGAGGGUUCUGCUGAGAGGCAAAGCAAUCACUGUAAUGGAAGGAUGUGUCUUGGUUUGAUUUGGCUCUUUUAAAACAAAGAUUUUCGUAAACCUAUAUAUGUUCUCGGGGAUGUAUUUGUAUCCCUAAAUUUGAAUUUGCUUGUGAUGAGAUCACAGGAUCACUUUUGUGUGUUUAUGAGACUGCUCACUAGAGCUUUUUUAAGUCGUAGUAGAGGUUAGAGACCAUUUGCCGAAUUUCGAAAAACGAAGCCCAUUCCCAUUUUUAUAUAGUUUUCAUCCAAAACGAUCAAGUUGCAAUACUUGGGC